Pyrus x bretschneideri (Chinese white pear) is the source of this 5110-nucleotide messenger RNA. RefSeq names its product RNA polymerase II C-terminal domain phosphatase-like 3. The coding region runs from base 426 to 4250 and encodes 1274 amino acids. NCBI's taxonomy places the organism in Eukaryota, Viridiplantae, Streptophyta, Magnoliopsida, Rosales, Rosaceae. Gene Ontology annotation, molecular function: RNA polymerase II CTD heptapeptide repeat phosphatase activity. The transcript has 12 exons. The record is from RefSeq and is a predicted model, not a curated record. Gene Ontology annotation, cellular component: nucleus.
CGGAUUCAUGACGUGUACGGCCCAGAUUCAAACUCAUUGCGUGUACUAGAUUCCCUUGUCCUUAUUAUAAACUCUUCCCCCGGUCUUUACUCUCUCAUCGUCCUUUUUUCUUAUUUUUCUGCAAUUUUUUUUCCUCCUCCCCGAUCCGAAAGCGCAAGUGAAAUCCCAAAGAUCGCGAUCUCAAAACUCUGCCAUACAGAUCUGAAAACCCAGAAAUUUCUACGAAAUAUUCCAAUUCUUCGUCUUCUUCUUUUCGUUUCUUUAAUCUGAUCGUAAUUUACCGCGCUAAUUUCCAGAUAUCUGGAAAAAAAAAAUAUAAAAAGAGGAAAAAUUAAACCCUAAGAAUUCAAUUUUGUGUAAGAAUACUUACUCUCUGGAAUUUGUUUUGGUGGUGGUAAAAUUUGGAUAAUUUUUUAUAGCGAUUUAUGGUCGCUGGUGGAUUUGGGUGGAACAAUUUCGAGGAAACCCUAGAGGGUGGUGUGAUGGGGAGAGAUGAUGAAAGUGCGAAAGUGGUGGAGGAUGUAGAAGAAGGUGAAAUUUCCGAUUCGAAUUCAGUGGAGGAGAUCAGUGAGGAAGAUUUUAUCAAGCAGGAGAAGCAGCACGAAGUUAAGGUGGUGGUUCCGCGGCCGCCGCCCAAUGAUCAAUCUAAAUCCAACGGCGGAGAUGAUGCUAGGGUUUGGACGAUGCGCUACAUCUACAACCACCCGGGAUUUCGGGGGUACAGGCCCGGCUUGGGUAGCCUCGCUUGGGCUCAGGCCGUACAGAAUAAGCCGCUCAAUCAGUUUCUGCAGAUGAAUGUUGAUCCCGACGAGAAAUUGAAGCGAUCGUCAUCGUCGCCGUCGGUGAAUUCGCCUGAAAGGAGCAAUGCGAAGGAAGUGGAUAGAGUGGUGAUUGUUGACAGUGGCGAUGAAAUGGAUGCUGAGAAAGAGGAAGGGGAGUUGGAGGAGGGUGAGAUUGAUUUGGAUUCGGAGGCUUCUGGUGACGAAAAGGCCGCCGCGGGUGUGGCUGACGAAGCUGGAGAUGGUGUUUUGGAUUGUGAUAAUAUGAACAUUGAUAAUCCAGAGACAGGCUUGAAGAAUGAGAAGCUGGAGAAGCGAGUGAGCUCGAUUCGGAAAGCUUUGGCAAGUGUUACUAGAUACGAAGCAGAGAAAUCAUUUGUGGAUGUUUGUCUCCAGUUACUCAACACUUUGGUGAGCUUGCGUGGGGUGCUUUCGGAAACUAAUGUUUCCACAAAGGAAGCUCUUGUUCAUCUGUCCUUCACUGCGGUACAAGCGAUCACCUCCGUGUUCUGCUCCAUGAGACCAGUCCAAAAGGAACAGAACAAAGAUUUCAUAUCAAGGUUACUUUCUUCUGUGAAGAAUGAUCCUCCUCUUUUUACCCCUGAGCAGAUAAAAGAGAUAGGUGUCUUGACAACAUCCUUUGUGGAUUCCCCUGAUGUUUUUCUUCAAACUAAAGCAGGCAUUAAAGAUGAUGAGAUACAGGUUAUCGGGUUUAAUAAUAAGAAUUCGGACGCUUCGGCUGUAAAUGCGACUUCUUCAGCUAACUACAGCAAUCCAAUUAUGUUGUCCGAAGUUCCAAGAUCAGGAGUGUCUAGUUUGAAGGGUAGACGGGUUGUGCUUCCCCUGUUAGACACUCACAAGGAUCAUGAUGCAGAUAGCCUUCCUUCCCCUACACGAGAAUCCCCAUCAUGUUUUCCUGUUCAGAACACAUUGGUUUUUACUGAUAGGAUGGUAAAACCAGAGCCUGAUACCUCCAGGGCGCCAAGUGCAGAAGGUUCUGGUUUGCAUCCUUAUGAUACUGAUGCCCUUAAAGCUGUAUCUACUUAUCAACAUAUUAACCGGAGCUCUUUUUUCAUGAGUGAAAGACUUCCAAGUCCAACCCCUUCAGAAGACGGUGAUAAAGGGGACGAUGAUACUGUUGGAGAGGUUUCUAGUUCUUCUUCUGCUAGUAAUUUGAGAACUUCAGUUCCUCCUAUUUUGGGACAGCAAGUUGUUUCUCGCUUCCCUAUCCCUGUGGGUAGCUCCAGCAUGCAAGAACGAUUUACAGGUAAAAGUGCUGCCCCUGCGAGUUCUGGGUCUAAUAUCACCGUAAAAGCUCCAACUAGGAAUAGAGAUCCUAGGCUUCGGUUUUCCAAUUCUGAUGUGGGUGUCUUGAAUCAUAACACACAACCCUUGACAGUGCAUAGUGCACCUAAAAUAGAUUCGGUUAUAACAUUAAGCUCGAGAAAGCAAAAACCCAUUGAGGAUUCUAAAUUUGAUGGUCCUGCAUUAAAGAGGCAAAGGAAUACAUUGGGAAACUCGGGUUUUGUUAAAGAUCCAAAAACCGCUUCUGGAAGUUGUGGCUGGUUGGAGGACAUUGGUGACUUUGGACCUCAUUUAAUUAGCAAUAAUCAGACAGUGGAGAACACACUGUCUGAUCCCAGAAAAGUGGUUGAUGUUGUAAGUAGUCCUAGUACUGUUGAUGGAAACUCAAAUGGCCCAAACAGUUCAAACGAGCAUGUGGCAUUGACGGAUUUAAGCACAGCUUCCUUGCCUGCAUUAUUAAAGGCUGUGAAUCCAACCAUGCUGUUAAACAUACUUAAGCUGGGACAGCAGCAAAGGUUAGCUGCAGAAGCCCAGCCGAAGUCUGCUUAUCCUGAAAAAAGUAUGACACAUCCUAUAAGCUCAAAUUCAAUACCAGGGUCAGAUGCAUCAGUGAAUGUUCCUUCAAAGACUGCAGCGAUGUUGCAGACACUUCCCAUUAGUUCACAAAAAGCUCCGAUGGAUGAGUCAGGGAAAGUUCGUAUGAAACCCCGCGACCCUCGCCGUAUUCUCCAUGGUAAUGUACUUCAAAAGAGUGGGAGCUUGGGACAAGAGCAGUUCAGAAAUAUUGUAACCCCACUGCCGAGCAGCCAGGGGAAUAAGGAUAAUCUUACUGGUGAAAAGCAAGAUGGUCAGUCAGAUAUGAAGCUAGUCGCUUCUCAAUCAGUAGAGGCCCCUGACAUUGCUCGCCAAUUCACAAAGAAUCUGAAAAAUAUUGCUGAUAUGAUGUCUGUUUCUAAUGGAUUAACAAGUCCAGCAAUAGCUUCACAGAGUGUUCCUUCCCAACCUGUUCCAAUCAACUCUGAGAGAAUAGAUCCAAAAGCUGAGGAGCAGCGUACUGGAAGUAGUUCUGCUUUUGAAGCAGCUGCUGCUGGUCCCUCUCGUUCAGCCCCCAUGUGGGGAGAUGUUGAACAUCUGUUUGAAGGAUAUGAUGACCAGCAAAAAGUUGCUAUCCAGAGAGAGAGAGCAAGGAGGAUAGAAGAACAGAAGAAAAUGUUUGCAGCACGCAAGCUCUGCCUCGUCUUGGAUCUAGAUCACACACUUCUUAAUUCAGCUAAGUUUAUUGAGGUAGAUCCAGUGCAUGAUGAGAUUUUGAGAAAGAAAGAGGAACAGGAUCGUGAAAAACCACAGCGACAUCUCUUCCGAUUUCAUCACAUGGGAAUGUGGACCAAAUUGCGGCCUGGGGUUUGGAAUUUUUUGGAGAGGGCUAGUCAACUUUUUGAGUUGCAUCUUUACACAAUGGGGAACAAGCUAUAUGCUACGCAAAUGGCAAAAGUGCUAGAUCCAACAGGGGUACUUUUUGCUGGACGAGUCAUUUCUCGAGGCGACGAUGGAGAUUCUGAUGAUGGUGAUGCUCCCAAGAGUAAGGAUCUGGAAGGAGUUUUGGGUAUGGAAUCAGCUGUUGUGAUUAUAGAUGAUUCUGUGAGGGUCUGGCCACAUAACAAACUGAACUUGAUAGUUGUGGAACGUUAUACGUACUUUCCUUGUAGCAGACGACAAUUUGGGCUUCUAGGUCCUUCUCUACUCGAGAUUGAUCAUGACGAGAGACAAGAAGAUGGGACUUUGGCAUCCUCAUUGUCGGUUAUUGAGAAGAUACAUCAGAUCUUUUUCUCCCAUACCUCCCUAGAUGAAGCAGAUGUUAGAAAUAUUCUAGCCUCUGAACAGCGGAAGAUUUUGAAUGGUUGUCGUAUAGUAUUUAGCAGGGUGUUUCCAGUUGGUGAGGUCAAUCCUCACCUACAUCCGCUGUGGCAGACAGCUGAACAGUUUGGUGCUGUGUGUACCAACCAUAUAGAUGACCAGGUCACCCAUGUAGUCGCCAAUUCCCUUGGAACUGACAAGGUGAAUUGGGCUAUUUCUUUGGGAAAAUUUGUUGUCCAUCCUGGCUGGGUGGAAGCAUCAGCUUUGCUUUAUCGGAGGGCAAAUGAGCAGGAUUUUGCCAUUAAACCAUAAACAAUCACCACCCUAGCCCUUCCGAUAACUAAAACUGAUUAACAUAGAAUCAAGAAUCGCAUUGGAGUCGGGAUGAAAACCUUAGAUUAUGCUGAGAGCAGCAAAGCCCUAGACCUGACACUGCUUGGCCUCGUUUGGAGUCUGUGAUUCAUGUUUUCCACCCAUUAAUUGGCAGUUGCACCUUAAAUUGCCGAGGUUUUGCUUUCAUGGUCGGUUUCAUUGUGAGAAGAGGAAUGAGGUGGUGAACUCUUGCUCGAGCUUUGGUGGCUCAGUUCGGGCUUGGUGGUUCUGGUUGGGUGUUGAGGUGCCUCCCUGUCACAUUUUGUUCCUGAUCAAAUAAGACAAGGUUGCCAGACGUGGUCACUUCAGGGACGAGGAUGGUAAAAGGCAAGUUUUCGAGAUCCAAAACGUAAAAUAAGAGAUUGAAACCUAGUGAUGGACCAAUAUGGCUCUGCUAGGAGGUAAAUUUCGGAAAAGGAUGGUGCGGGUAUGAAGGGAAAGGUGGUGGUGUGGGGUGGUUGGGAUACAAAACUGUAUAUCCGGGGUGCGAAAGAGUAAGUCUGGCAAGGGAGAAAUUGGUCAGUCGAAGCAGCAUUUGGAUAUUUGGUAGUCAGCAGGUGGGAAAAAUGGUUGGGCUGGUUGUGAAGGUGCCUGAUUACAGUUAACCCUUCACCCUAAUCACAGCUAACUAAUGAUUUAGCUAUUGAAUUUGCAUCGACACCUAAUUAACUUGGUUUUCAAAGAAAGAAAACAUCAAGAAUAAGCGAGUAUACGGAUUUUCAUGCACACGAAUUAUGUUACAUAAGAUUUCAGCCUGGAUCGCCGUUUACAUUGUUUCAACAUAUAAAUCUCAUUUUCUA